Thunnus maccoyii (southern bluefin tuna) is the source of this 5404-nucleotide messenger RNA. RefSeq names its product family with sequence similarity 171 member A1 (gene fam171a1). The transcript is spliced from 9 exons. Lineage: Eukaryota; Metazoa; Chordata; Actinopteri; Scombriformes; Scombridae. Gene Ontology annotation, biological process: regulation of cell shape; stress fiber assembly. The coding region runs from base 324 to 2996 and encodes 890 amino acids. The record is from RefSeq and is a predicted model, not a curated record. Gene Ontology annotation, cellular component: plasma membrane.
GCCUGUUGGUGCUGUUCUUCUGGGGCAUGCGGCUCAGAGGAAUGGGGCCGUCUUCCUCCCUGACCCCGGCCCGUCGAUGAAAAAAAAAAAAAACCGACCGAGCGGCAAAAAGGGCUGGGGAUGCACAACGGGACAGAGGAAACACAGCUUUACGGGCAAAAAAACAGGAAUGCUGAUGCUGCUAAACAUGCAGUGUCGCCUCCUUUGCGGAAUAAACCGAGUGUACGCUGAUGUGGCCGCUCAGUGAGUUUAUAACGGCGAAAGAUUUGGCUGCUACUUUGAUUUUUUUUUUAAACCGUUUGCGUUGAUAACACACAUCUGCAAUGAUGCGGGCUGUGGACCGGAGCAGGAUUGUAUUACUCUUCCUUCUCCUCGGAUACCUUUCCUCCAUAGCUGACACCAAAACACUACCGGAGGACACAGCCACCGAAGAGGUGACUCUGAGGGUUCACCUGAGUGAUGCCAGCACUCACCAGCCCCUGGGAGGAGCCACCAUACAGCUCUUCGCCAACCACACUUCUGUAACCACGGAAACCUCACUGGCUGAUGGCAACUCCUACCUGCGCUUUCCUUACCGCCUUGGGACACUGCUGGUUGUCACCGCAACCAAACAGGGAUAUGUGCCAAACUCUGUGCCCUGGACACCCUCCAGAUUACCUGUAUUUUCCUCCAUCAGCUUGGACCUGCUACCAGAGAGAGCUGCUUCUCUGAUGGUGUACGAUGAUGUUGUGGAGAUUGUUUCAGACUUCCAAGGUUUCAGGGGCCAGCCCAGAGUUCAUUUCCAGCGCAGAGCCCUGAGUCUUCCCUCCAACACAUCCUACGCCAACCUGACCGCUCUGCUCACCGUGGCCAGCUCCCCUUCGCACAUCCAGCACUUCCCCUACCUGCAGGUCCUCGCUGGCAACGGCACAGGGACAGAGAAGAGGUUUGAGUUGACUCCUGUAGCAGCCGUUUCUGUUCACUUAUUGGCCAGCGACGCAGUGGAGCUGCAGGUGACUGAGCCAAUCACGGUCUCCGUCCCUCUCCCGGCUGACAGCGGCCUGAAGGAAAAUGAUCACAUCCCUGCUUGGAGAUUUGACCCGCGCCUGGGCGCCUGGAUAAAGAGCAGUUGGGGUCAUGUGCAGAGGGAGGGCAACCAGCUUAGUCUGACCUACAUUGCUCCUCAGCUGGGGUAUUGGGUGGCUGCAAUGUCGCCGCUACACUCAGGUCCAGUGGUUGCGAAGGACAUCAGCACAUACCACACAGUGUUUCUGUUGGCUAUACUGGGAGGAAUGGCUCUCAUCUUGCUCUGUCUGCUCUGCAUCCUUUUGUACUACUGCAGACGUCGCUGUUUGAAGCCUCGAGCAUCUCACCGCAAGCUCACUCUGUCCUCCGGUCUAGACAACAGUAAGAGGGACCAAGCCACCUCCAUGUCCCACCUGAACCUCAUCAGCAAUGAGGUGCAGCUGGAACUUGUUUCCACAGCAACCGAGCCCGACAUGACCACACCGAUGCUGAAGCCUUCCUCAUACGAGCAACAAGACAAUCAACGUCAACACAGCCUAAUCCACCACAGCAAACACAGCCGCUCUUCGCUGGGCAACAACAGCCAUCACGGCUCAUCUCUUGGCAACCUGACGCCUCGCAGCAGAGACUACCGGCAGUCUGUGGAGACAUUCCAAUUAAAGGCCGCUGUCUCAUGCGGAACAGACCGGGGCUACCGUCAAUCAUACACCUCCGUCUGCUCAUCCAGCAACCAUAUUUCAGAUGGACUGUUGUUAGCCAAUCACGGACAGGUGUCGGCUAAUCACCUAAGCAAUGUUGGGGUUGUUGACUGCAUCUCCCCUUGCUCUCCUCCUCACUCCCCCAGUAGAGGGGAGGGAGGUGAGUGCAGGGCUCCCGACUACCUUCUGUCCCGGUCUGUGGACCACCUAGAGCGCCCUAGUCCCCCGUUGCUCUCCCAGCCGGGCCAGCUGCUCUGCUGUGGAUCUGUGGACCUGCUGAGUGGUGGGGAAGGCUACCCGAGGGUGCGUCCUACGCUGGUGAUCCCAGCACACUACAUGCGCCUCCCUGGGGAGCACCCUCUAUCUGGUCAGGCCCUCCUGUUGCAGACUGACCAGCAGAGUGACUUGGAGACCAUCCAGGCUGAGCUCAAUGCCUCGCACUCCCAGCAGCCCCUGGGGCAGACCCCCACUGACCACACCCCAGGUCCCGCCAAGCAGGGUGAAGGAGAGAAGCUCGGCCUGUCGGAGUCUCUGUCGAUUCCAACAGCUCUCGGGGAAACAGGUCUUGUGGAAAUAAACAGCGAGGACACCCUGCUGGCUGAAAAGACUUUAAUGGAGCUGCGAGGAGGGAAGCCUCUCCCUCACCCACGAGCCUGGUUUGUCUCACUGGAUGGACGCUCCAACGCUCACAUUCGCCACUCUUAUAUCGACCUUCAGCGGGCGGGGUGCCACAGCAACACGCCAGGUGCAGGAGUUCAGCAGGGUAGUGGCAGUGGCGGGAGGCGGGGCAACGGCACCGACGCCAGUCUGGACUCCGGUGUGGACCUGAACGAGCCAAGAGCGGGCCGCAGGGGGAGAGACGCAGAGCGUGAGGAGAGAGAGAUCGAGAAAGACAGCUCGAAGGGCACAACACCAGCCGUGGCUUACACCCAACUGGUGUAUGUGGAUGAUCUGGAGGGCGGAGGCAGCGAGGAGGAGACGCCCAAGUGCAGCCCCCAGGACAGCAAAUUAGGGCCCGUCUUGUCAGACAAGGCAGAGGGUCAGAGAGGGGAUCAGGGUAAGGGAGACGCAGAGGGCGUACGAAUACAAGAGGAACCCCCCUCACUUUCUUCUUCAUCCCCUGCUUCUCCUCCUCCCCUGCCGACACCAGAAGGUGUGACUUUUAGGACUGAUCACACGCCGCUGUCAGUCUCUCCCGAUGACGACGCAGCACACGAGGACGGAGAGGAGGAGAAGAAGAGCCCCUGGCAGAGGAGAGAGGAGCGACCCCUGCUGGCCUUCAACCUUAAAUGAUCCACGGACGACCACUUAAUCACGAUUCCCCUCUGCCCAGCCCGUAACGUGAAGGAUAUAUCCAUUUAAACUGAAGCCCUUUGUUCUUGAUAUAGCACUGAGAAAAUACUUCAGCACUGGGAUCCCUUGUAGUCCAGAAAUGAAUUCAGAUCCUUCACAAUCUUCCACAUCCUCUUUUAUGAAAUAACCACUGUCGUACUCCAUGACACACUACAUAAACAAUUCACUUUUUAGGCAUGAUGUACACAUUGCCUGAGGGAGACGUUAGAGGCAAGAAUAUUUUAUGCACAACAAAUAUAUGCCUUUUUUUUUUUAUAAAUAGCCUUGUAAGCAUAAAGGAACUGUAGUAGAAACAGUUUGAUGGGUGGUUCUCACAUAUGAAAGACUGCAGGAACCUUUUUUUCUUGAGCCAUAUUGGCCUCAGUCCACUGACCAUAAAAGCUGGGAGAACACUAAACUCAUUUAAAGUGAGAUUAUAACCACAAUUAGGCCACGUUGACUGAUUUUUAAGAUUGCAGAGUAUCUGCAAAAAACAGCAGGUGAUUCUAAUCUUUUCACAGUUCACAGUUAACAAAUCUCAUGCAGAGCCAAACCAACAAUGAAGUCAUCCUACUUACAGGUAUUGUGUUUGUAUCCAAAGUCUGAUAUAUCUUAUUCCUCUGUGCUGUAGACCUCCGUUGCACUGGGUGACAUGUGCCCUCACCCCAAAGAUUAUGAGAUUAUGGUCACAUUAGUUUGUUAUUUAGAAAUGGCUCCAGAGACUAAUAAAAGGCUCAAAACUAAUCGCUUUUAUGAGUGGAGUUGUAAUGAAGGAGCGUGUCACCCAGUGUGGCUCAUUGACAUGUUUUGACGGAGGUCUACGGCACAGAGGAAUCCAAUAUAUCAGGCUCUGGAUACACAUACAAUACUUUUAAGUAAGAUGAGUUCAUAGUUGGUUUGGCUCUUCACAUGAGAUUUGUUGAUGAUUAGAAAAAUAUAGAAACUCGCCAACUUCCUUUAAGUCUUCUAACAUGUUCCUGAGUUUAGUGAGAUCAGUACGGCAACAAUCACUCCAGACAUAAACGUGUAAAUCCUGUACUUUGAAUGUUUUUUUGUUUUUUUGAGUAUAUUGCUAGAAUUUAAUCUAGCUGUAAUCAGAAAGUUGUUUAUACAUGAACUACACGGAGGGGAUGGGGGGGGUGCGUUUUUGGACUGAAGAAAUUAAACCACUAUCUGCACUGCAGUGUAAUCAGAUAAUGUGACACACCACUAUGCUGAUGGGUAAGGAUAUAAUACCACUACUAUACUGUAGUUCUUCCCAAAAUAAUUGUGAGAUGUAAUAAUAUGAAGGGUUUUGUAUCCGUUGAACCACUGACUGGCAUAUUUUGCUCUGAAGGCUAUGCAUCACUUUUAUACGGCUGCUUGAGAUGCCUUUUUUUUGUAAUUUUAAUCACUAUUGAUUUUAAUUGCCAACAUGAAGUAUUUUACCCGAAAAUAGGCUAUUUUAUUUUUCUUCAAAUAUGUUAAGGGCUUUUCUUCUUCACUCGCCUUAUUGUUAGUUACAAAAACACACAUGAUGCAUACCUUUCACCUGAAACCAAACGAUUUUUGCUUGCUUCAUUUCACCUUAAUUUUUUUUUUUACCAUUUCCUCAUGUUCCAAGUGCCUUUGAACAAGCUGACUCUACAACAGAUUUGUGGAACAGAUGACCUUAUUUAUAUAUACCUUUUUUAUUUAUUUCUCACCUUCUUUUGCCUUCAGCUUUUCUCCUCUACCUCAGCCCUCCCUUUCUCACCCACUCGUGAAAGAAAGCAUGCAGUAAACUUUCCUCGGCACUAGCAUUAUUACAAGCUACACUGCAAGACAUCUUAUAAAAUGUCUACCAGCUGCUGCAAUCGUAAAAUUCUCCACAAUAAUCAGCAAUCUCUUGGAGUAAGCAGUCAAGGAUUUACAGAAGUUUUCAGUGUAGCUCGGGGAUAGAUAAAGCAAAAGUGCGAUUGUAUGUGAAGCUAAACUGCAGGUUGUUUCAGUGCAUUUACUUGUUUUUUUUUUUUUGUGUGUGUUUUGGAGGGUGAAUGUUUGUCUCGAAUGUGUUUUAUGUGCACCUGAGUGGUGGUAGCGUCCAUCUGCGAUGCUGCCGAGCCUGAGUUUGUCCACGUGAGAGUGCUGAGAAAUAAUCAACAUACAUCCACUCGAGGUUCAUAUAGUUAUAGCAAUCAUAUUACAGAGUGUGUAUAGUCCUUUCUUUUUCCUCUACUUGGUUAAAAUGACGUGUGAGUCGGUGUUGUGAAUGGCCUCUUCUCUCAUAGUAUCCCAGUGCAACCUUCCAAUUCUAGGGUGGAGUUGCAAUACAGCAUCCUGAGUGUGUAAAAUUGGUUGCUUGCAUUAUAUUUGAAGCCUAUUAUUCUGAAUAAACAGCCAAACUGGAA